Molecule: messenger RNA, 3310 nt
Organism: Exophiala mesophila
Lineage: Eukaryota; Fungi; Ascomycota; Eurotiomycetes; Chaetothyriales; Herpotrichiellaceae
Exons: 1
Coding region: 603-2858 (751 amino acids)
Source: RefSeq, a predicted model, not a curated record
GGUUCUGCCAAUGGUACAAUUGCAAGUACAGCCCUAAGUAAUAUCUCUUUACCUCUCCCAGCUUUGGGAUACUCUCUUCCUUCGAUCUGUAUAUCAAAUUCUGUGCCACUAUCUUGUAUCAUCUCCUCUCCGGUGCUCGGGUUUCUGUUUGCUCUAUUGUACUCAACAAGUUUUCGCUUGCCUUCAUACCCCAGAUUUGCCCCCUCGCUUCCUCGAACGGACUUCAUAUCACACUGAGCCGCAAGAGACGUUACCAGUCCCUCACAUACCAAAACCGAGUCGACACACCUCGUCAAUUGAUGAAACCGUCUCUGUCUCCAAGCGUGGACGUCGAACCAUGAGCCCCGCCUUGCCCAAUCUGUCAUGACCUUGAGCUAUUCAUGGUGUCUCCAGCACUACUAGUAUCUGACGAAACGUUUCCCUCCAUUCGACACUCGUCUUCGCCCUUCCUGUGGUCGUCCGAAUCGACCUGGCCCCUCCUUGUUACAUGCUCCAUUUUCUUAUCAGAGACGAUUGCCCACUCAAAGUCGACUUUCCGCGAGUGAGUGACUCCAGCCAGUGGCCAGUGAGCCCCAGCUCAGCACCCCAUCAUACGAAGCCAGAUGGGUCGUUUCAUAUGGGCCCAAGGACAUUCAAAGCAGGGCAGUGAUAAAAUGCAUGCCAUCGCUCAUGACUGGUUUUCCAAGGACGCUGCUGAACCUUCCCGACAAGCCCUCCACGACCUCAAGAAGGAGUAUUUCGUCCCUUCAGCCGACAGCCGGGAUGGAUCACCUCGUCACAAGGGUCGAUCAAGGUCAAAUACGGUGAACUCAUCACUAUCUUUGUAUGCCCGGUCGUUGUCGGAUGUAUCCAACGAGCACUCAUCCCGUCCUGGUUCUCGCCAAAGUCUGGCAGGUACUACCCGGUCUCCUUCUGAUCGCACUGAAAGUACCGCCAAAAAUCUCAUCUCCAGAGGGACUCGGAUGCUCAAGCGUCAAGGCAGCAUGCUCAAUCUACUCCCGCUUCAGUCAGAACCUGCCCGGGGAGACAAUCGCGAAGACCACGUCUCAACCCAUCGCUUGUUCGCGGGCAGUCCGAAGCGUAAGUCGUCCGCCAGGGCUCAUCUCACCACUUCUAAUGGUGAAAUGCCAGGGCCCGACCUGAAAAAGGCGAUAUCAUCACCAUUUGAUUUUCAGCAUCUCACUCAUGCAGAUCAAGCCCAAUUCCAGAGGCUAAACACAGCCACCAAGACUCAGCUGGUGUCCGAGUUCCAUGCCAUUCGGUCGGAGCAACAAGCGGAGGAUGUCGUCCGCGGCAUCCCAACCUCAGAUCUGCCUAUUGCCACUUCCCAGUCGGAGGUCAUCGUCGAGGAGCCCUUUGCUCCAAGGACCACCGACGUUCCAACGCUACCAACUACACCUACGCGGCCUCUGCCACCGCCCAAGGAUGGGUUACUGUCCCCCUUCAGCCCUCCAGAAUUUCGCAUGUCUCGUUCAAUGGAAAAUUUCUCUCGACCAACAAGGUUAUCUAUCAUUGCAAGUGAUUUGAAUCCUCAUCACGACCUUUCGCAACUCUCGUUCAUGAAUCCAAUCAAUCGGAACAGCAUUAUUGGAAAGCCACUUCCCCUCGUCCCAGAUGCAGUUCACGCAGUGUCGACCCGAGAUGACAUUGCACUUCCGUUGCGGACUAUUCCUCUUCCAUCGCCACCAAAGUUGGUGACAGAGGUGAUACCGGAGGAAGAAGAAGAUAAAACCAUUCUCAUAUCUGUUCAUUCGCCAGUAGCUCCUCAACCGAUGUCUCUUCGCGGGGCUCAAAGUCCUUCCGCAAAUCAGGUCUCACCGAACAUGCGGAGAAUAAGUCAAUCGUCUGAUGAAAUGCGAUUCGACCGGGCUUACGACAAUGUCAUGUCCAUGGUUACUGCCGACGACAUCCCCAGCACUCCUGUUUCUCCUGGGCCGCAAGGUGCUAAUAGUGAGGAAUCGCUGUCUCUGGGCGUGCAGCAGGCCGACAUGGAGAGCUGGGAGGAUGCGAUUGAUUAUUCGUGGGACCAUCCAACGGAUGAUGAUCAUUUCCCAGAAAGUGGGUCAGGCAAGCCCAUCAACGCUGCUCCUCACUCGCUUGGGCGGCUCCCUCAGGACAGGUUCCUGCUCAUUGAACAGGCCACUACAGAAGAUGCUUCGUCCUCGGCGUCGACUCCUCUUAUGAUGCAAGCGACUACCAAGGCACCUCUUACCAGGCUCGGCCUGGUCCCGUCUGCAUCCUUCGAUGAGCCUGCUUCGCCACUGCUGGGGCUGGGGAUUGAUGCACUAACAACCUUUCCGUCGGUAUCUCCUCCCCAGAAAAUGACUAGUGUCGUUGAUGGGCAUGACAUGGCUGUGGAAGCUGCCUCAGACUACAGACGAAGCCCAAAGUCGACCAUGAGCAAGUCAAGCUCACAAGAAAGCAUUAUCCUUUCGAUAGCGUCGUCAAUCGCAGGUACUCACCGGUCUUCGAAUUCCAGCACUAGUCUGUCAGACUUUGCCCACCUUGCCAACUUUGGAGAUGCAAUGGACAAGCUGGACACUGAAUCGACAAGCAUAGCCCCAGUGGACGAGGUGGAAAGGAUCAGCAAAGAGACUAUCCGCGACAGCUCUCAAACUAGCCCCUCGACGCCUGCGAGUCAACCUGAUGAAUGCACAGAAGGAGCCUCAGCCCCGUGUGGAAUUGAGGAAAUGUGGUCAGGUUCAAGAAUCACUAUUCCUGACCGAAAAUCUUCAAUCUCCGCCGGCGAUGCUACCAAGGCAAUGGGUGGCCGUAGAAGAGCCAACACUGGGAGCUCGCGUCCACGACGCAACACCCGAGUAUCGUACUCGCUGUUUCCAACAACGACAUCCACUUGAAAAGAAGCUUCCAUUUGUGUUGACAUGGAUAGCCUGCAAGGCAUGAGGUAGCUGGGGAUGGUCUGACUGUUUUGCAAUUUUUAACGAUUUAUGAUUGGUGGUUUCCACUGCGCGCACGAUGAUGAAUCAACUCAUGUUUUAGACAAUUUCCUUUUGGGGAGGGUGACAUACUAGAUCCAAAGCACACUGUAUCAAGACGAUGCCAAUCUGGAGGCUGGAAAGGAUCAAGAGCCGGCCUGGUCGGUUCGAGUUACUGCCAGGGGUGGGGCGAUUUUUUUUUUUGAGGGAGACUCUAUAGAUAGACCUGCAGGAUUGCUGGGGGCUGCGAUAGCCCAUGGAAAAGCGUUCCGAGUCGUGUGUUUUUCACACCUAGAUAGGAUUAGGCAGGCUCAAAGGGUCUGUGCCAACACAUCAAUACAUGGAUGGCAUGGAGUCUACCCCUUCAUCGAGAG